This is a messenger RNA of Rosa chinensis, 714 nucleotides long. Its product is annotated as disease resistance protein RPS2. Lineage: Eukaryota; Viridiplantae; Streptophyta; Magnoliopsida; Rosales; Rosaceae. The transcript has a single exon. The record is from RefSeq and is a predicted model, not a curated record. The coding region runs from base 1 to 714 and encodes 237 amino acids.
AUGGACACAACAACAAGGGUUCCAAUUGCGAAUAAACCUAUGUUCGAGAAUCUCAAAGUCUUGCAUGUGAUGGAUUUGAAAAAUUUGAAAGAGUUGUGUGUCGGUGAAUUACCACAUGGGUCUCUGGGCAAUCUGAGGUCUUUGGUGGUUCACACUUGUUGGAACUUGUUGAAUCCACUUCUUCCAUCAAAUUUGUUGAAAAGAUUGCAAAAUCUAAAAACACUUGCUAUUCAAGGUGUGACAUGUGCGGAAUAUGUGUUUGGGUCAGAAGAUUUUGGGCAAGAACAAAUUGAGUUGGAAAAAUUGAGAUUGUGGGGUCUAGAGCAACUGGAAAACAUAUGGAGGGAUCCUACUGGUUAUGCAAUCAUCCGUAACCUUCGAUGUUUGGAAGUUUCACGAUGCGACAAAUUGAAAUAUGUCUUCACAUAUGAUGUAUCUCAAUGUCUCUUGCAAUUGGAGAAGCUUAAUGUAAAUUGGUGCGGUUGUUUGGAGAUGAUCAUUGGACCAGGCGACGGAACAGUGAAAAAAAUAGUUUUGCCAAAACUUAGAAUCUUCAAUUUCUUCGGUCUUCCACAGCUCACAAGCUUCUACAUUGGAAAUGACGAGAUUGAGUGUCCGUCAUUGGAAGCCUUAACUGCGUUUCAGUGCCCACAGUUUCCAACCUCUACUUACAACUUCCACAGCAGGAACCGAGUCAAAAUUGUUACAGGAUGA